GUCUAGAAAAGGUGGAAAGAGGGACAACAUCCAAACAAAUAUAUCCAAAACGUGCAGCCUGACGAGGUUCAGGUCGACCACGCGUUAUUCCCGAGCGGCAAUCCAAAGUUCUCCUUGAGAUCCUCCAUGCUGCUGCCGCCGCCGCUGCUGCUGGCCUCCUAUGGGCAUCACUCACGCACACGCUCACGCGUAGACACACGCACACUCACAUGCAGUCAGGACACGGCUACGCUCAGGAGCUCAGGUCAGUGGUGUGAGAGGAGGUGCGGGAGGAGGAGGGGGAUGCGUGCCGCCUCUGCGAUCACGGACGGGUUCGCCUCCGCGCAACGUCAAGACAGAAAAAACGAACACCGGAAAACACACGGCGUUCCACUUCCGGUGAUACCUGCGUUGUUUCUAUGUCGUGUCAUGCCUGAGGGGAUGGCAGGACGUGGGCAAGACUACCUUACACAAGAUCCAACUACUUUGAAAGUCGCUAGUGGAGAAUGAGGCACGGGACUUCCUGCGAAAGUUUGAUGAGGAGGCCAGUGAGCGUAUGUAUCAGUACUCACUGGCAUCAUGGGCCUACAACACCAACAUCACAAAGGAGAACUCAGAGAAAUUGUCAGAACAGGGUCAAAUGUGGGGCAAGUUCUACACUGAAAGGUCAGACCAUGCUCAGAAAUUCCCCAUUAAGGAAAUCAAGGAUCCUCAGAUUAAAUUGCAGCUCAUCACACUACAAGACAAAGGUGCUGGUGCUCUGUCACAGGAUAAAGGUUCACACCUGAGCAAGAUCAUGAGCGACAUGAGUACAAUCUACAGCACAGCAACUGUAUGCAUGAUGGACGACCCUCUUAACUGUCAGACUUUGGAGCCAGUCCUGGAACACGUGAUGGCCACCAGCCGCAACUAUUCGGAGCUUCUGCACGUGUGGGAGGGAUGGAGGAGGGAGGUGGGGAAGAGGAUGAGGCCGCUCUAUGAAGACUAUGUGCUUCUGAAGAACGAAGCUGCAAAACUGAAUGGGUUUGAGGACUAUGGCGCUUACUGGAGAUAUAACUAUGAGACUAUUGAUGAGGAAAGUCCAUAUGAUUAUACCAGGGAUCAGCUGAUGGAAGAUGUUCGCUCCAUCUAUAAACAGAUCCUGCCCUUAUACAAGGAGCUACAUGCCUAUGUGAGGGCUAAGCUGAUGAAAGUACACAAAGGGCAUAUUGAUGAACAAGGACCUCUGCCAGCCCAUCUCUUGGGCGACAUGUGGGGAAGAUUCUGGACUAACUUGUAUCCUCUGUCAAUGCCCUACCAGGGUGAGAUUGAUGUCAGCAAAACAAUGGUGGAAAAGGGCUGGACUGAGCGCCGACUGUUUGAAGAGGCGGAGAAGUUUUUUGAAUCGGUGGGCUUGUAUAAAAUGUUUGACAACUUCUGGAACAACUCUAUGCUGGUGAAGCCUGCAGAUGGACGCAAGGUAGUCUGUCAUCCCACAGCCUGGGACAUGGGGAACCGAAAGGACUUUAGGAUCAAAAUGUGCACUCAAGUCAACAUGGAGAACUUUCUGACUGUCCACCAUGAGAUGGGCCACAACCAGUACCAGAUGGCUUAUCGGAACUUGUCCUACCUCCUGAGAGACGGUGCCAAUGAGGGUUUCCACGAGGCCGUUGGCGAGAUCAUGUCCCUGUCUGCUGCCACACCUAAGCACCUGCAGAGCCUUGACCUCCUGCCUUCUAACUUCACCUAUGAUAAUGAGACAGAGAUGAACUUCCUGCUAAAACAGGCGCUCACCAUUGUGGCCACUCUGCCUUUCACCUACAUGCUGGAGGAGUGGAGGUGGCAGGUUUUUGCAGGAAACAUCCCACAGGAUAAAUGGAUGGAGCGCUGGUGGGAGAUGAAGAGGGAGCUAGUUGGCGUGGUGGAGCCCGUGCCGAGGGAUGAGACUUACUGUGACCCUGCUGCUUUGUUCCACGUCUCUGGAGACUAUUCCUUCAUCAGGUACUUCACAAGAACCAUUUACCAGUUCCAGUUCCAAAAAGCCCUUUGUCAUGCUGCCGGUCAGUCCGAUGCUUUGUCUUCGUGUGACAUCACCGGCUCAACAGCGGCAGGCACCAAGCUCAGGAACAUGUUAGAGUUGGGUCGGUCCCAGUCCUGGACCCGAGCUUUGCAUACAAUAUCUGGAGAUAUCAAGAUGGAUGCUGGGCCAUUGCUGGACUAUUUCCAAAAACUUUACGUUUGGCUGAAGGAGGACAACAUGAAACAUAACCGCAUUGUUGGCUGGGAUGCAGCAGUAGAUCCAUAUUCUGAUUAUGGCAUCAAAGUGAGGCUCAGUUUAAAAAUGGCCAUGGGUGAUGAAGCUUAUUCCUGGAACCCCAACGAGCAGUACCUGUUCAGGGCCAGCGUCGCUUACGCCCUGCGACAAUACUACAGCCAAAAGAACAACACUCUUCUCUUCACAGCAGACAACGUCAUAACUUACAAACAGACACCCAGGAUUUCCUUCUACAUUGUGGUGACCAACCCAAAUAAUCCAUCCGUAUACGUGCCAAGAGAAGAUUUGAAGGCAGCCAUACGACUAUCCCGAGGCCGAAUCAACGACGCUUUCCAGCUGGAUGACCACACACUAGAGUUUGAUGGUAUCCCGGCAACACUUUCACCUCCCGUGGAGCAACCGGUGGAGGUGUGGCUGGUUGUGUUUGGAGUGGUCAUGGGAGUGGUGGUGCUAAUGGGGCUCCUCCUCAUCAUCUCUGGCAUCAGAGAGCGUAGGAAGAAGUCGAAAAACAUGGGGGUGGAAAAUCCUUACGAGCCUGAGCCGGAGGGGCAGAUCAACAGAGCCUAUGAGGACACGAAUGAUGAACAAACCGGUCUCUGAGAAUUUUUUUCUCAUCUUGACCCAGCGGAAGAAAGGAAAAGUAACAUGAGCUCAUCAUCACUCUUGGGAGGUUAGGAAUAUUCAGUUUUUGGGCUGAGCCCGACUCUCUCUAACUUUUUGUGAAUAGUGUAUGUGUCACCAACAAUCCUGUGCAGCCGCCCACUUACGGCGUUGUAAAACACUCAAAGCAGUAUAAACGAGCAACACAGGUACCUUUAAAUAUAUUGCUAGGUUUCUUUCAUGUACACUUGUUGGCAUUGUUAAUGUGUGUUUAUCAGUGUUCAAGUUUUUCUCAGUUGCUUUGGUACAUUUCUCAGAUUAGGAUGGAAUUUUUCAAGACUACUUGUUCAAUUUUCACAUCAUUGUGCAACUUGUGCAGAUCAAAAAAGCAGUUUCUCAUUUCUUUGGACAU
Messenger RNA from Hippocampus zosterae (dwarf seahorse), 3245 nucleotides. RefSeq names its product angiotensin I converting enzyme 2 (gene ace2). The record is from RefSeq and is a predicted model, not a curated record. The transcript is spliced from 20 exons. Gene Ontology annotation, molecular function: metallopeptidase activity; peptidyl-dipeptidase activity. NCBI's taxonomy places the organism in Eukaryota, Metazoa, Chordata, Actinopteri, Syngnathiformes, Syngnathidae. Gene Ontology annotation, cellular component: plasma membrane. Gene Ontology annotation, biological process: proteolysis. The coding region runs from base 536 to 2833 and encodes 765 amino acids.